AGUGUUCUCUACUUGGAGCUGGACGCGUUGCCUCCCAAUAUCCUCCUCACUCAUCUCGAAGAACAUGCUCACCUGGGCCUACUUCAGCGAGGUCUUUAUGGGCGUCGAUACACCCAUAGACAAUUCAGCACGGAUUCGAGGAGCUUUUUAUCGUGGAUCUCGAGCCCUCAGUCCCCUCGCUGAAUGGAUGCACGUACCUUUGGAUCAGAUAAACUACGUGUUUUGUGGCCUCCUAAGCAUCUCCCUCGGUCAUCUGUUAAUGCGACGCAAGUUCUCACCUUCGAAUUCCACUCCACACACCCGAGCUAUAGUCGAGACCAUACUUGGACUCUCCCUCCUCUCCUUCUGCUUCGGUAACCAGCUCCGCGUCCUUCUCCUUCAAAGUGUUGUGGCCUAUGCCAUCAUGUGGCUUCUUCCCUCAUCACGUCUGAGUGCCGUAUUAGUCACAGUCUGGUCGAUGUUUUAUAUGACAUUGGUACACUUGUGUCGUUUACAGUACGAUUACGGCGGUUACACUAUGGAUAUUUCCGGCCCUGUCAUGGUGCAGACUCAGCGAUUAUCCAGUCUAGCGUUCAAUUUGGCCGAUGGCUCUUUGAUACGGGAACGAGAGCGAUGCAAAACUCUGAAGAGCCAAAGUGUAAAUGUCAAGCCAGAACGAGUCUCCGCGGCCUCCGUCAACCUAUUGUCCGAUGAUGCAUUGAUGGACCACACUCACCCCUCUGUGAAUUCUCUCAAGUGCAUGCUUGUGCGUAGUUUGAAAUCGUUUACCGAUGGACCAGCGCGAAGCUUAUCAGAACGUACCGCGUUUACCAACGAUUUCUUCAUCCAAACCUAUCUGGAUCGGUUACUGACCAAAACUCCGCCAACAUUUUCUCGUCCUAUACGACCAAAUAUGCUAACUAACAUGCUACCGAGUCACAUCGAGCAUGCCGUAGAGCGUCUUCCCGGGCCACUUGAAUUCUUCGCUUAUACUCUGUGUUUCCACGGUGCGUGUGUUGGACCAUUUGUGUUUUUCUCCGAGUAUCAAGAAUAUUUGAUGGGCUACGAAAAGCGUCAAUUGCCUCCUGUUCCAUGGCGAUACAUGCUUCGGUUGUUUUUACGUACUACGGCUUGUGGUUUGUUGUCUGCCUAUUUGUCACCUGUGUUCCCUUUCGAGUUCGUUGUGACUGAAACCUUCAUGGCUUGGCCGAUUUUGCAACGUGUCCUUUACUCCACCGCCUCUCUCUUUCUGGUUCGCCAGAAGUACUAUUUUGCUUGGGGUCUUGCCGAACUGGGUGGAAUCAGUUCCGGAAUCGGAUUCUCCGGCUAUUGUCCCUCUUCUGGGCAACCUAUUUACCACAAGGUGUGCAAUUUCGAGCUCCAGCAGAUUGAAUCUGGCGUUGGUCUAAAACACGUGAUCGAUGCAUGGAACAUUUCUACAACCCGGUGGCUUCGCGAGGUGUUCUACGACCGUUUGCCCCAUUCGUGUCGCACCGCGUUGGUGUUUAUCAUCAGUGCAUUUUGGCACGGAUUCUAUCCUGGGUAUUAUCUCAUGUUUUGCACUUUCGCCAUGUUUACUUUCGUCUCCCGUAUGUGGAGACGCAACAUGCGCACGCUGUGCCGUCGUACCGCCUUGUCUACAUUCCUAUACAACUUGUUCACCACAGUAACCACCAAUGUGGCAAUCAAUUAUGCACAAGCACCAUUCCACCUGCUUGAUCUAUCGGCUUCCCUGUUCUUUUGGCGCGCAUUUUACUUUGUGCCCCAUUGGACAGGCGCACUGCUGUUGUUCGGUCACUUUGUUCGGCCUCGUCUCAUUCGUUCAAAACGGUGGAGAAUCCCCUUGCCUCACGGACGAACCGUAGGCGGCUGAUCGCUUUAUCCAUCUCUUCGCUGCUUCAACACGUAACGUUCCCCUGCUCUUGAAUAUUCUCAUUCCUCCGGACGGCUUUCGUUUUCCUCUACUUUCGCUUUUGCAGUAUGAGCAAUCAUCUGUUGUUUCUAAUGAUAUCAUUCACAUUAGGCUUUCUGCUUCUCUUAAUUUAGCAGAUAUCUUUCCUCUAUUUGUUCGUAUGUAACUGCACAACCCGCCCUGAUGAUGGCGCGGUUUAUUCAAUGUGCAUUCGUUUCAUCCCGUUGUCUUUUUCUCCCACAUACACCAUUAUGUUGCUCUCCCUGUCGACUGGCGCGCCGUGCAUACAUUGAGCCAGUCAACCAAACAAUCAGUUAGUCAUUGAGACCCCAGCGUUGCCCGAUCUACACACUCAGUUGCCGAAAUAAUAUCUGAACUGCCCUCUUCUGUCUAUUGUCUUUAUACCUUUUUGUACAUAAUUAUUACACAUACACAUAGUGCAACCUUUUCAACGUUUCCCUUGGGAUCCCGGCUAUCUGCCAGGACGCUGGCUGGUCGUACAUCGCAUUUGUUUUUCCUAUCAUGCAUAACAUUCUGUCAGUUUGAUCCAUCAAUGCACGGGAUCAUCAUCUAUUUGCUUUAUGUCACCUUACUUCUCUUCCUUAAUCGGAGCUCAUAUUUGACGUGCGCUCCUACUUCUCGGAUCACUAUCAUGUUGUAUUUUCCACAGAAACGUUCAUUUUGGUCGCAGUGUAUUUAAAGUGUCUGGAUAGCUGUGAAUACAUGUCUUCCUGUGUAUCAUUUUCUAUAUGCGUUUUGCACUAUUAUUUAGUGGCAGACUCAAAUGCUGUGGCAACUACCCCAUCACAUGAAACGGUGUGCACUCUCUCAAUACUUGUCAGUGCCCUAGCUUAUGGAUUACCAUCUCUGAUUAUUUCACCUCUAGUGUCCAUUACUUGCUCCUAUCCGAUCGCAGGGAUACGCCACCGAUGAAGAACAUAAAAUUCGGCCUCUCAUCCUUACUUAGAACUUAGCCCCCCAGCUUGUCUAUUUUAGUACUUCCUUUGAUCGAUCCUGCUCGUUUUAAGACAUUGUGUGCUGUGACGCUUUUUUCACUAUCCAUCUAGUUUAAAG
Messenger RNA from Dicrocoelium dendriticum, 2965 nucleotides. The record is from the annotation of a GenBank genome assembly. Lineage: Eukaryota; Metazoa; Platyhelminthes; Trematoda; Plagiorchiida; Dicrocoeliidae.